UGCACCCUUACUGACACUUGCGUGCUUGACUGCACUCUGUAGUUCUCAAAAGUGGAUCUGUCUUCCAACCAGGACUUACCCCACCACUCAAAAACUUUAAAAGGAGUCUUUCAGUGUCUAAAAUGUCUGCCAAAGUCUGCCAAGAAGUUGUUGAACACCCCGGACAGCUCAAGUUCCUCUCCGCUGUGUUUUACGCCGGCAGCUCGUUUCUUAUCACGGUGGUGAAUAAAACCGUGCUGACCACUUUCAGGUUUCCCUCCUAUACGUUUCUAGGAAUUGGACAGAUGGCAACCACUCUUGUUGUCCUUUAUGCAGCCAAAAAGAUCAAAACAGUCACAUUUCAAGAUUUUGACAGAAGUAUUUUCUCAAAGAUUUUCCCUCUGCCUUUGCUGUAUGUGGGGAACCAUUUAACAGGACUGGCAAGCACUAAAAAACUCAGUUUACCCAUGUUUACAGUAUUACGGAAGUUCACAAUAUUGAUGACAAUGAUCCUGGAAAUAUAUAUACUAAGAAAAACAUUUCCAAAACAUCUUGUGUACAGCAUUGUCACCAUAGUCUUUGGUGCCAUGAUUGCUGCAAGCUCUGACCUGGCCUUCGAUAUGGAGGGGUACACCUUUAUUCUGUUAAAUGAUGCUUUCACUGCUGCCAGUAGUGUAUACACAAAGAAGAAACUUGGCACUGAGGGUCUUGGGAAGUAUGGUGUCUUAUUUUACAAUGCACUAAUUAUUAUCAUCCCCACACUCUUGACGAGUGUAUGUACUGGAGAUUUGCAUGAGGCAGUCUCAUUUGAAGACUGGGUUGAAGCAAAAUUUGUUUUUUGUUUCUUCAUGUCCUGCUUAAUGGGGUUUGUGCUUAUGUACUCCAUAGUCCUGUGCAGCUACUAUAACUCAGCACUUACUACUGCCGUUGUGGGAGCAAUAAAGAAUGUUGCAGUAGCCUACAUCGGCAUCUUUGUGGGUGGAGACUACCUUUUCUCUUGGACAAACUUCUUAGGCCUCAGCAUUUGUUGCCAGAUGGAGUUUCAGAAAAGAACGAUCCUCUUUGCUCUAUUUCUUAGUGCUGCUGCCAGCAAAAUUCUAGCUAAGUAUCCAUUCCCACAUUGAACAUAUUCAUUGUAAGGUUACCUAGAUAAAAACAGUAAAUUUCUUUUGUUACUGGGUUAUAAAUGUCAAACAUGCCUAUUGCUUGUACACAUAAGGUUAUGUAAUACUGGACAUUUUGUUGACUACCUUAAAUACACAGAGAGGCUUUAUAGGAUUUUCUGAAUCAGACAUGUAAGAUUUGCAGUUAUUAUUCAGGCAAUUAAGCAUUGUUGUGGUAUUUAUACGUCACAUUGAGAUCUGAAAUAUACUGGCAUAUUUUUGUAUGACUGUUUUAAUGUGCAUAAAAUAUUCUGGUUUUGGCUUUUUUGACAUUGCUGAUUGAUAGAAGGCAAAUGUUACCCUGCAUUUGUCAAAAUAUAUAUUCAUUGCCAUGAGAAAUGGACGUUAAACUGUCCUAAAUUUCUAAAACUGAAUGUUCCAGAUGCCCUAUGGGUCUAAAAAAAUGCUCCUUAAGCCUGAAGAAUAUUUGUAUUUCCUGCAUGUCAGAACUAGAAAUGUAUCAUUAUUGUUAAGGCCUGUUUACAUGAGUGGUAUCAUAUUUGGGUUAUAUUUGACGUUAUGGUAGGUGAGCAUAUUGGUGUCUUACUAAUUAGCAGCUAAGUGGUUUCAAUAAUAGUUUUUUUUUAUUUACAUUUUUUUUAGUUAAAAAAAAAACAACAUUCAGUUCAAAUCAAGAAAAAGGACUUUGAGAGGAGGGAAAAUGACUGAAAACGUGAACAAACGAAGAGUAAAAAAUACAUUAAGACAUUUUCCCAGGGAUCAUUAAUUGCUCAUUUGUUUUUUGUUUCUUAACUAUUUCCCCAGGCUUUGUAAAUUUUCAGCAUGUAAGUUAGAUUCUCCAUCACAAUAAUGUCUAUAAUGAACAGCUGUUGCUUUACAGUCAUCAGCCAUUGCUUUCUCAGCAGCUGGAAGAGAAUCUUGACAAGUAUUGGUCUCAUAACAAAACAUUUUCAUGUCCUAACACUUAAAUCUUUUCUCGUUUUGCCUUGCAGUAUGUCAGGUGGACUAAUGUACUCAUACCUCACCUUUAAUGACAGAACACCUGGAGGUAGCAUUGAGGAGGUGAAGAUUCACAUCACAGACGAUUCAAAAGGAAGGUUGUCUGUCAACUAAAUGGA
Cheilinus undulatus (humphead wrasse) is the source of this 2221-nucleotide messenger RNA. It is a transcript of the gene slc35d2, whose product is annotated as solute carrier family 35 member D2. NCBI's taxonomy places the organism in Eukaryota, Metazoa, Chordata, Actinopteri, Labriformes, Labridae. Gene Ontology annotation, cellular component: Golgi apparatus. The coding region runs from base 123 to 1103 and encodes 326 amino acids. Gene Ontology annotation, molecular function: antiporter activity; GDP-fucose transmembrane transporter activity. The transcript has 12 exons. The record is from RefSeq and is a predicted model, not a curated record.